Ustilago hordei is the source of this 1305-nucleotide messenger RNA. RefSeq lists its product as uncharacterized. Gene Ontology annotation, cellular component: endoplasmic reticulum membrane; Hrd1p ubiquitin ligase ERAD-L complex. The transcript has a single exon. The record is from RefSeq and is a predicted model, not a curated record. Bases 1 to 1305 code for a protein of 434 amino acids. Gene Ontology annotation, biological process: endoplasmic reticulum unfolded protein response. Gene Ontology annotation, molecular function: misfolded protein binding; ubiquitin-specific protease binding. NCBI's taxonomy places the organism in Eukaryota, Fungi, Basidiomycota, Ustilaginomycetes, Ustilaginales, Ustilaginaceae.
AUGGACGAAAUACGCAAGAUCCCGCCCGUGACACGCUUCCUGCUCGGUGCCACCGGGGCCGUCACCCUACCAUGCGUUCUGGCCAUCACUACACCCACCCGGUUUGUCCUAUUCUGGCCUUGGGUCAUUUCCAAAUUCCAUAUCCACCGACUCUUCUCCUGCUUCUUCUUCGCCGGCAGCGGUCUCAAGCUCCUCUUCGAUCUCUUCUUGCUCUUCCGUAACAGUCAAGAUCUGGAAUUGAACCAUUUUGGUCGUCGUACAGCAGACUACACUUGGGCUUUGCUGGUUAUGGGAACCGUGAUUCAUGCUGCCAACUAUCCCCUCGGAUCGGCGGUGCUGUUUGGUCCCAUGCUGAACGCGCUAGUGUAUGUAUGGGCGAGGGCGAAUCCAAGUAGUAGCGUCUCAUUCUUUGGGAUGGUCAACUGUCCGAGUAGGUGGUUGCCAUAUGUGUAUAUCGGAAUAGAUCUACUCCAGGGAGGGCCUGCAUUGGCGGUUCAGAGUGGAACCGGCUUGUUGGCUGGCUAUGCUUACUGGCUUUUCGAUCAGCUUCUGCCAGCGCAAAGAAGAGGCAGAGCUCAGGGGAGGAGCUACAUCCCCACCCCAGGCUUUCUGCAAUCUCUGCUUACGGACUCGGUAGACCCAGCACUGGCAGGACACAACAUGGGAGACCGCAACGCACGCCGCUUCGCAGGAGGCACAGUCUGGAACGCUGCUCGUGACCGUGGUCAUCGACUCUCUGACCGAAACGCCAGUAGUGCUUCACCUCGCCCAACAAGCAUCGCAUCCGCUCUUGGCGCAGGAGCGCGAUCUACCUUGUCCACGCUCAACCCAUUCAACCGCAGCUCCUCGUCCAGCUCUUCCCGCACCGCAGGUCCAAACAGAGAAGAAAUGCUAGCAGCAGCUGAGCGUCGUCUUCGCGCUUCUCAAUCUUCAUCUAUUGUAGGACGAAACGCUGCUGAAAAAGUCCCCUCAAAACCAGCAGGAUCAAACACAGCAGGUAGCACCAGCUUGAACGCUCGUUCAUCAGCAGCAGCAAGCCGUGCUUCACCAAGUGCGAACUUGAGAAAGACAGCCGCUGGUGGAGCACAGUCGAAUAUGUUCACUUUCGGUCAGCUCAAUGAAAAAGGUGCGAGGAAGCAAGGUGAGGGGGAAGAGGAUCAUAGCUCAAGCGGAGGAGCUGUGGCGGAGCAAAGAUGGGGAACGGAAAAGGCGAAGGCGAAGGCGAAAGAUAGCGAUGAUGAGGUGGAGGAGGAUGUUAGUACGGGUCAUAGUUGGGGUGGGAGUGGUCAACGACUCGGUGACUAG